This is a messenger RNA of Terrapene triunguis (Three-toed box turtle), 3020 nucleotides long. It is a transcript of the gene FZD7, whose product is annotated as frizzled class receptor 7. Bases 676 to 2364 code for a protein of 562 amino acids. Gene Ontology annotation, molecular function: Wnt-protein binding; Wnt receptor activity. NCBI's taxonomy places the organism in Eukaryota, Metazoa, Chordata, Testudines, Emydidae. The record is from RefSeq and is a predicted model, not a curated record. Gene Ontology annotation, cellular component: plasma membrane. Gene Ontology annotation, biological process: canonical Wnt signaling pathway; non-canonical Wnt signaling pathway. The transcript has a single exon.
UCGCCAGAGGAGAGGUUCCAGUGGCUGCUGUAUCCUCGCCUCGGACUUUGUCCGCUGCCGAGCGGGACGAAGGCGCGUUUCGGCGGCCCUGCCAACUGAUUAGGAGUCUAGAGGGGAAACCGUCGGAGCCGGAGGGAGGAUCGCGCAGUAAUUGGAUUUUAAAAGUUAUUUAAGCCCCCCAGUAAAUACACGGAUCAGUCGGGCGAACUAAUAAUCCGUUUAACUGUAACCUAAAUCCCAGGCUUUAGGGCUGAGCAGCCAGGCGGGGAGCGGAGCCAGCGAGUUGCCGCCGCCACGGGACUUUCUGCGGAGCUGGCGAAAGACUUUGCCUACGUUUGCGGGUGUUUUGUUUCCCUCCCCCCACUCCAGGCAUCUCAGGAAACUUCGCGCGUGGGGCGACUCUGGCUGGCUGGGGCUGGGCGGUGGGGAUAGACUCUCGCUGCACCCAGGGAAGACGGCAGACUUGAGGCUGGGAUUGACCGAGGAUUCUCCAGCGCCUGGCCAGGGCUCACAGACCUGGUUUAGCAGCAAUCCGUCCGCACCCUCCUCCUCCUCCACCCGUCUCCGCGUGAGCCUCCCCCGCUGGCUUCUCGGGGCCCCUGAUGUACCUGCAGCAGCCCGCGGCUCGGCUCUGAAGGGCUCCCCGCGCCUCUGCUCUCUCCAGCUGCCGCGGUGAUGUGGGCUGCAGCGGCUGCCUCUCUGGGCCUGGCCGCCCUCCUGGGCGCCCUGCUGGGGGUGCCCGCGGGCUCGGCGGCCCAGCAGUACCACGGCGAGAAGGGCAUCUCGGUGCCGGACCACGGCUUCUGCCAGCCCAUCUCCAUCCCGCUGUGCACCGACAUCGCCUACAACCAGACCAUCCUGCCCAACCUGCUGGGACACACCAACCAGGAGGACGCCGGGCUGGAGGUUCACCAGUUCUACCCGCUGGUCAAGGUGCAGUGCUCGGCCGAGCUCAAGUUCUUCCUGUGCUCCAUGUACGCGCCGGUGUGCACGGUGCUGGAGCAGGCCAUCCCGCCCUGCCGCUCUCUGUGCGAGCGGGCCCGCCAGGGCUGCGAGGCGCUCAUGAACAAGUUCGGCUUCCAGUGGCCCGAGCGCCUGCGCUGCGAGAACUUCCCCGUGCACGGCGCGGGCGAGAUCUGCGUGGGCCAGAACACCUCGGAGGCCCCCGGCCGAGCAGGGACAGGGGCCGGCGGCCCCACCGCCUACCCCACCCCCUACCUGCCCGGGCUCCUCACCCCGCCGCCGCCCCACGCUGUCUUCGCCUUCUCCUGCCCCCGGCAGCUCCAGGUGCCCCCUUACCUGGGCUACCGCUUCCUGGGGGAGCGGGACUGCGGAGCGCCCUGCGAGCCCGGCCGCCCCCACGGGCUGAUGUACUUCAAGGAGGCGGAGGUGCGGUUCGCCCGGCUGUGGGUGGGCGUCUGGUCGGUGCUGUGCUGCGCCUCCACCCUCUUCACCGUGCUGACCUACCUGGUGGACAUGCGGCGCUUCAGCUACCCGGAGCGGCCCAUCAUCUUCCUCUCGGGCUGCUACUUCAUGGUGGCCGUGGCCCACGUGGCCGGCUUCCUGCUGGAGGAGCGGGCGGUGUGCGUGGAGCGCUUCUCAGAGGAGGGCUACCGCACCGUGGCGCAGGGCACCAAGAAGGAAGGCUGCACCAUCCUCUUCAUGAUCCUCUACUUCUUCGGCAUGGCCAGCUCCAUCUGGUGGGUGAUCCUGUCCCUCACCUGGUUCCUGGCCGCCGGCAUGAAGUGGGGCCACGAGGCCAUCGAGGCCAACUCGCAGUACUUCCACCUGGCCGCCUGGGCCGUGCCGGCCGUCAAGACCAUCACCAUCCUGGCCAUGGGGCAGGUGGACGGGGACGUGCUGAGCGGGGUCUGCUACGUGGGCCUCUCCAGCGUGGACUCGCUGCGGGGCUUCGUGCUGGCCCCGCUCUUCGUCUACCUCUUCAUCGGCACCUCCUUCCUGCUGGCCGGCUUCGUCUCCCUCUUCCGCAUCCGCACCAUCAUGAAGCACGACGGCAGCAAGACGGAGAAGCUGGAGAAGCUGAUGGUGAGGAUCGGGGUCUUCAGCGUGCUCUACACCGUGCCCGCCACCAUCGUCCUGGCCUGCUACUUCUACGAGCAGGCCUUCCGCGAGACCUGGGAGAAGACGUGGCUGCUGCAGACCUGCAAAAGCUACGCCGUGCCCUGCCCCGGCCACUUCGCCCCCAUGAGCCCGGACUUCACCGUCUUCAUGAUCAAGUAUCUCAUGACUAUGAUCGUGGGCAUCACCACCGGCUUCUGGAUCUGGUCCGGCAAAACCCUCCAGUCCUGGCGGCGCUUCUACCAUAGACUCAGCAGCGGCAGCAAAGGGGAGACAGCGGUAUGAUGAGACCUUGCUCCUCUUCCCUGAUGCCGGCUGUUGCUGCUGCUACUCCUGGAAAAGCCGCGCAGACACCGGAGUGACUCUCCAAGGACUGGGAGAGGGCUCCCUGGGGUCUCACAACUCUGCCUUGCCGAAGACAAAACCCCCAGGCAGUGACUGGGUCGCUUUCUUGCCAACCAAGUUGAAAAGCACAGAGUAAGUACCCUUCUCAGACUGCUGGUGGGGAGCUCUUCCACUGCAAGAAGUUUCCUUUCUAAAAAAAGAAUUACUGUAGUGUCUGGGCAAAAGGUUAAGCUGGAUCUGCUGUGCUGUGACCGAUGUAAAAGUGUGGACCAAUGAAACUUUGAGUCAAGAAGUGGUUCAAUCAUAGUUUACUUCGGUGGGGUCAUACUGCAGCCGAUAUUGGCUUAAUUUCCUGAAUCCUAUUUUACUGUCUUCUCAUUCAAACCCAGAGUAAUCACGUGAGUAUUUUAAUAGAAGCUACCAAUUAUAAUCACGUGCUGUUGAGCUUUCCCAUAUCCUGUCAUAUAGAGGGGGUUGCUUUUAUAUCUAACCAUCACUUAUCAAAGAGAAUCCUAACCUUGCUGCUUGGAAGGAGUUGCUAUUUAAUACCCUAAAAAGACAGGACUUGUUGCUUUUCAGCCAAACAUUUCCCCCCC